This is a messenger RNA of Agelaius phoeniceus (red-winged blackbird), 1167 nucleotides long. NCBI's taxonomy places the organism in Eukaryota, Metazoa, Chordata, Aves, Passeriformes, Icteridae. The record is from RefSeq and is a predicted model, not a curated record.
AUGGCAGCGCUGCCCGGGACGGUGCCGCGGAUGAUGCGCCCGGCGCCGGGGCAGAACUACCCCCGCACCGGCUUCCCGCUGGAAGUGUCCACCCCGCUGGGCCAGGGCAGGGUGAACCAGCUCGGAGGGGUUUUCAUCAACGGGCGCCCGCUGCCCAACCACAUCCGCCACAAGAUCGUGGAGAUGGCGCAUCACGGCAUCCGGCCCUGCGUGAUCUCCCGGCAGCUCCGCGUCUCCCACGGCUGCGUCUCCAAAAUCCUCUGCCGCUACCAGGAGACCGGAUCCAUCCGGCCCGGGGCCAUCGGCGGCAGCAAGCCCAGGGUCGCGACUCCCGACGUGGAGAAGAAAAUCGAGGAAUACAAGCGGGAGAACCCCGGGAUGUUCAGCUGGGAGAUCCGGGACCGGCUGCUCAAGGACGGCCACUGUGACCGCAGCACGGUGCCCUCAGGUUUAGUGAGUUCGAUUAGCCGCGUGCUCCGCAUCAAAUUCGGCAAGAAGGAGGAGGACGAGGACUGCGACAAGAAGGAGGAGGACGGCGACAAGAAGGCCAAGCACAGCAUCGACGGCAUCCUGGGCGACAAAGGGAACCGCCUGGACGAGGGCUCGGACGUGGAGUCGGAGCCGGACCUGCCGCUGAAGCGGAAGCAGCGCCGCAGCCGCACCACGUUCACGGCGGAGCAGCUGGAGGAGCUGGAGAAGGCCUUCGAGAGGACCCACUACCCCGACAUCUACACCCGCGAGGAGCUGGCCCAGCGCACCAAGCUCACCGAGGCCCGCGUGCAGGUGUGGUUCAGCAACCGGCGGGCGCGCUGGCGCAAGCAGGCAGGAGCCAAUCAGCUGGCAGCCUUCAACCACCUGCUGCCGGGGGGCUUCCCGCCCACGGGGAUGCCGGCGCUGCCCCCGUACCAGCUGCCCGACUCCUCCUACCCCAGCACCACCAUCUCCCAAGACGGCGGCAGCACCGUGCACCGGCCGCAGCCGCUGCCGCCCUCCACCAUGCACCAGGGCGGCCUGGCCGCCGCUGCCGCCGACUCCGGCUCUGCCUACGGCGCCCGGCACAGCUUCUCCAGCUACUCCGAGAGCUUCAUGAACGCCGCAGCCCCCGCCAACCACAUGAACCCCGUCAGCAACGGCCUCUCCCCGCAGACAAUCCUGCACGAGGCAUAG